AUGGACAGCUCUCCCGCCUCGCCUUUGGCCCCCAGGGAUCCCAGCUCCCCUGAAUCUUCGAUCGGCGAACAAAUCGCCACUCUACAGGCCCAGCUUGCCGCUCUGCAGGCCUCGCAACCCGCCGCCGCCGCAGCCGCCGCACCCCCGGCCGUCACCGUCGUGCCGGGGAACGCCGCCACCGCAUCCAAGGUCGUGUUUCCCAAGCACGCUCGUCUGGACGGCCCCAAGUCGUUCACCAACUGGUUGCGUCAACUCCGUCUUGCACUCCCGAACCAGGUUCGUGGUUACGUUCUCGACGGUGUCGUUCCCCCGACCUGGACCGCCGACCAGCUUGCCGCACGUGACGACGCCGCCCGGGAAAUCAUCGUUGGCUCUAUCGACUCCGCCGACGUAUCGGCCACCCUCGACGCCAUCCCCAGCGACGACCUGUCGGCACCGCGCAUCUUUGCCGCUCUCAAGGCUCGUUUUGCACCGGACGACGCUACACGCACUCUCGAGUUGUUCGCUCGCCUUUGGGACUUCAGGAAGAUGCCUGCCUCCGUCGAGGCCUACGACACUUGGCUACGCGAGUACAUGUCGAUUGCUCAGGAAAUACGCGACGCCAAAACAUCGCUCAACGACGUGCUCGCCACCCACGUGCUCGCCAUGGUCCCGUCUUGCCUCGACAGCUUCCGACUCACGUUCACGGACGAGCAGCGAAACCGACGCGACCUUCCCGAACUCACGACGCUUACGGACCGCAUUCGCAUCCAGCUUCGUUCGGCAGGACUCUCGACCUCGCAUUCGGCCAUGCUUGCCACCAGCUCCCCCUGCCCCGCCUGCCGCGCUCCCGGUCACCGCCUGCGCGACUGCACUUCACGUGCGAAGCACCCGCCCACCGGCCCCUGCCGCCGAUGCCACAAGAAAGGUCACUGGGCACUCGACUGCAAGAACCGGGGUGAACAGGCACGUAGCAGCGACGACACCCAGGACGACACGUCUUCCUCCGCGGCCUCGCAACCGAACGUCGGCUAUUUCGCCUCCUGCCUCUUCGCUCGUCGCCAACUCCCAACUGACGCCUUUGUAGUCGAUUCGGGUGCCACGACACACAUGGUCGCCGACCGAUCUCUAUUCACGACUUAUCGUCAGACGGCACACACCAAGAUCGGCGGCAUCGCGGGCGGCAUCACGGCUAUCGGCAUGGGGGACGUGGCAUUCGUCGCCAAGACUGGACACCCGAUCACGCUCCGUGGUGUUCUUCACACGCCUGGCCUACACGUCAACCUCCUCUCUGUCUCUCGCCUCUGCGACACCGACCGCGUUCGUCUCGCCUUCACCAGCGACGGCAUCGACAUCGCCAAGGACGGCCGGGCCAUUGCUCACGGUACCAGGGUCAACGACGGUCUUUACCUUUUGGACGCGGAUCACACCAAGUGUCAGCAUCUUGCCUUCCUCUCACGCUCUGAGUCUCCCGUGCCCCUGCUUACCCUACACCGCUGCCUCGGCCAUCUUGCCCCAUCCUCUAUACAGAAGAUGAUUGCUGCAGGUUUGCUGGACGGGUUUGGGGCCGGGUACAGUGACAAAGACGUAGAGGAGUUUGUUUGCAAUGCUUGCCUUGGUUCCAAAGGUCACCGCCUUCCCUUUCCCGACUCUGAGUCGCAUUCCGCCGAGAGACUUGGCCUCGUGCACAGCGACGUCCUGUCGUUCCCCACUCCGUCCUUGACCGGGAAGCGCUACCUUGUCACGUUUCUAGACGACCACUCUCGCAAACUCUGGGCAUAUGCGAUCGAUCACAAAAGCGAUGUUUUCCCGACCUUCCAGACUUGGCUCGCCGAAGUGGAGUUAGAGACGAACGCGCGGUUGAGGAUCCUUCGAACCGACAAUGGCGGGGAGUACCGAUCAAACGCAUUCACGGAGUUCUGCAAAUCCAAGGGCAUUCGUCGUCAAUACUCUAUCCCUUACACGCCUCAACAAAACGGUCGCGCCGAACGUGUCAACCUCUCCAUCGUCGAGGGCGUCCUCGCUCUCCUUGCGGACGCCCGUCUGCCGGCCACCUUUUGGGAUGAAGCGGCUGCGUAUUUCGUUUAUUGCAAAAACAGGUGCUCACACUCAGCUUUGGCCAAACAGACUCCAGAAUCCGUUUGGAACGGCCAACGCACCACCGCCACCGCCCUCCACCCGUUCGGCUGCACAGCCUGGCUCACGGUCGCCCCGGACCUUCGCAGCAAGCUCGACCCCAAGGCCGCGCGCGUGAUCUUCACAGGUUACGACCUCGCCUCCAAAGCUUUCCGUUUCUUUGACCAUUCCAUCAACAAGAUUGUACUUGGUCGCAAUGCCACCUUCCUCGACGACGACUUCCCCGGCCUGCCAGUCACCACGCCCGUCGAUGCAGACGACACCGACCGUCAGUUCGUCGUUCCCGCCGACACGCCCGCCCCUGCCGUCAAGACGAGGACCCCACUAGUAAGGUCGGCGCACAUGGACGUCUCAUCCUCCCUUGAUGAUUCUGCCAUGAGCGCCGUUGACGUGGCCCCAGGGUACACUGGCGGAACCUUACUUAAUUCCACAGAUACCGAAUCGUCCUCGUCACCGUCUCCUGAGCCGUCCUCGUCACCGUCGCCCACAAACCCUUUGUCACCGUCGCCUGCGCUGUCACCGUCGUUGGCAGCGUCAUCGUCACCCUCGGUCUCACCGACCGACUCUGACUACUCCGCCGACCCUCUGGACCUCAUCGGCUCACAGACCCCGACUCGCCUUGGCCCACCGGACGUGCACCGCCCAGACUUCAGCACGUACCGUGAGCCCGCAUCGGCUGAGGAGUCGCCCGACGAACUCGACAUCAUUGGGCGUCACUCGCGCGAUGAAUCGCCGGAUGAAAUCGAUUUCCUCACCCAACACCACCGCGCCUUCAUCGCCACAGACGACGACGACCCCACCCUCGACGCCAUCGAGCCCGUCAAAUCGAUCACUAGCGACCCCCAGACCUGGCGCGAAGCAAUGUCCAGCGACGAGCACAACAUCUGGGCUGAGGCCGCCGCCGCCGAGUUCACCGCCAUGCGCGACGACUUCAAGGUGUUCACCAUCGAGCCUCGCUCAUCUGUACCGCCGGGCGCCACCAUCGUCACCUCCAAAUUCGUCUGGAAGACCAAGCGCAACGCAAGCGGUGAAGUCACGGGGCGGAAGGCACGUCUUGUAGCGCAGGGUAACCGACAGCGCGACGGCAUCGACUUCUCAGAAACCUUCGCACCCGUCGCCCGUUUCUCCUCCAUUCGCUGCCUCCUGGCUCUUGCCGCUGCCAAUGGCUACCACGUUCAUCAGGCCGACAUCGACAAGGCUUACCUCCACGGCGAGCUCGAUCAUGAUAUCUGGAUGACGACACCACGCGGUUUCGACUUCCCGAGCGAUAAGGUUCUCCGGCUGCGACGCUCAAUCUACGGUCUCAAGCAGGCCGGUCGCAUCUGGAAUCGUCACAUUGACACAUCACUCAGGAAUCUGGGGUACAAGGCAACAGGCACUGAUCACUGCAUUUACUCUCGCAUUGACGAUCAGCAGCGGCCUCACUAUAUCGCCUUGUAUGUCGACGACCUCCUCAUUGUCAGUCCAGCCCUCGACGAGAUCGAACGUGUCAUCUCCGGCCUUGAACAGCGGUACGGCGUAUGAAGGAACAAUAUACCACUGCACCAAAAGGCGAGGCACCUCUACUUCAGUGAGCGCAUAUUGUCCUAGAAGUGAGAUGGAGCGAAGUUCAACACCCCCCUGUGCGCGAAGCUGAAGAGCUUGUGGCAGUGGGUGCGGCUUGUGAGGCAACUGGGCAUGUUGAUCAGGUCGCUUGGGCAAGUGCAGCUUGGGCACUGUGAGCACUGUCGAUGCGCCAGGGUGCUUGGCACGCCGCUGGGCAAGUGCGGGGGCCGGGACGCUGAGUGUAUGCGCGCAAAAUUGCCUGACCCCAGGGGGGAUUGAACUCAUGACCUGCUGGUUGCUCUGGGCUCAUAACCUAUGAAGGAACAAUAUACCACUGCACCAAAAGGCGAGGCACCUCUACUUCAGUGAGCGCAUAUUGUCCUAGAAGUGAGAUGGAGCGAAGUUCAACACGGCGUCAAACGACUCGGCCCCGCGGAGUACAUCCUCGGAAUCCAAAUACGCCGCCUGGACGACGGUUCCAUUGCUCUAUCCCAGGAGCGCUACAUCAUGGACGUGCUGGCCCGUUUCCACUUCGACACCACGACACGCGGCACUACGGUGCCGAUGACGCCCGGCCUCUCGCUCACGGCAAUUCCGGGUCAGGGAACGGAGCGCAUUCGUUCGUGGUACCUACAGGCCAUCGGCUCCCUCCUCUACAUCUCCCUUGGCACUCGACCCGACAUUGCCUUCGCCGUCUCGUACCUGUCCCGGUUCGCCAACAACCCCGGCCGCCGCCAUUGGAUUGCCGUCAAACACGUCCUUCGCUACCUUCGCGCCACGUACCGCGAUGAGCUUCUCUAUGCCCGCGGCCCAGCAAAAGUCACGGGUGUGGUUGGUUAUUCUGAUGCGAACUGGGGCGCCUGCGUCGACACAUCCAUUUCAACGAUGGGCUACGUAUUUUACUUGGCAGGCGCCGCUGUCUCUUGGUCGUCGAAGCGUCAGACUCGGGUAGCGGAUUCCACCACUGAUGCCGAGUACCUGGCCUUGUCGCACGCGGGUAAGGAAGCGAUCUACCUUAACCAACUCCUCUCCGAGCUCCACGUUUGCCCAAUCGCUGCAGCUCACAUCUUCACCGACAACGAGGCCGCGGCCGCCGUCGCUCACGACCCCGUUCGCACCUCCGGCACCCGGCACAUUCGCCUCCGCGAGCAUUUUGUCCGUGACAUGGUCAAUCGAGGUGAUAUCUCUCUCUCACACGUUGGCACAGCAGACAUGGUUGCGGACGUAUUCACCAAAGCGCUAGGCCCCAAGAUUUUUGGUACACAUUGCUAUGCUCUAGGCCUCCGGACGCGACAUCCACGGCUCAAGUCUACCUCGCGUUCGCGUGGGGGGGGUGUGAGGAAUCCACUCUCCGCUCGGCUCAGGACUUAGGCGCGCGGAGCGAACCGGGCGCGGACUUAGGCGCGCGGAGUGAGCCGGGCGCCCCGGCCCAGGACUUAGGCGCGCGAAGCGAGCCUGGGACUUAGGCGCGCGGAGCGAGCCUGGGCCAUUGGCUCAGCCCCAGGCUCGCUGGCUGUGGACUUGGGGCGCGCGGGUCUCUUAUUGUUAGCUUCCUAUUCAUCACUCUUGGCUAUAACUACAUCGCUGACGUAGUAGAGUUGAUCGAAUAGGUAUGUUGAAAUGCAUUUAUCACUCUUGGCUAUAACUACAUCGCUGACGUAGUAGAGUUGAUCGAAUAGGACCUCAGUGACCCAAGUGACGAACCGACCGACGCCAAGCGAGUCAUCAUCAAAGGGAAGAGCCGCGUCGUGGUGAAGGAUGGAAUAGAGGGGCGGAGGGUGACGAGGUCGAUGUCGGCGGCAGCGGCGAUGCAGGUCGAGGUGACGAAGGUGGACAGAGGGAAAGGAAGAGGGGUAGCUGAGGAAAAACGAUGGUCCGACCACGAGCCCGAGGACGAUGUCCUGCCCGCCCUUCCCCUCUUUGAGGAUGUCACCACCGCCAAGAGCGCCUCGACCUCGACUACCCAUUAAUGAUCAAGCACACCAUCAUCACCUGGAACGUAAGAAGGGGCAUGGGGGUCCCGGAAAAACGAUGUAAUAUCUACACCUACCUUUCCACAUUCAAAGCUUCCGCAAUUCUCUUACAAGAGCAUUUCAUCAGACCACAAUUCUGGCAGCUCAUCAAGGACGAGUACGAGGGCAAGCUCUUCAUCAACCAGCACUGCCUGACCCUGAUCCCGGCCGACUCGCCCCUGAUCGACGCCGAGCUCUUGCGCACCCACUCGGCACUCGACGGCCGGCUCCUCGUCACCUCCUUUCGUCUGCGGGGCGACAUCAAAAUUCUAGAAAUCAAUAACCUCUACGCGCCCGUUGACCCAAAACAACGAGCAAAAUUCUUCGACAAACUGAUCCUCCACAAAACACAGAAAUCCCACCUCCGACUCCUUGGCGGCGAUCUCAACGACUGCCCGCGCCCAGAAGUUGAUCGGCGGAACCAAAGUCGGCGCGGCCACCACUGGCCGAUUCUGAUGGGCAAGCUCGACUCGGCCUACACGGACUGCAUCCGCUACAAGCACCCCAUCACCCCAUCUUUCACUCGACCUAAUCCCAAUCGCAAGCGACCCAACUCCUUCUCCCGGCUUGACUACUUUCUCCUACAAAGAGCUCACCAAAAAAGGCUCGACCAGGCCUCGACGAUCUACGACUAUCCCAAGGAUCUUUCCGAUCACCGACCGGUCUUGAUCGUACUAGCUCUCUCAGACGAUCUUGAUGCGGCUCUCCCACAGCUCAGCCUACCUACCACAUCCGACCAACUACAUCGAAUCAAUACCACAACCUUCAAGACGGUGGAAUUUCAGCGGAUGAUGGAAGGAUGGUUGGAAGGGGCAAGCGGGGAGGAUCUGGUGCGAGAGCUUGAGGAGGUUCUGGAGGCGUGCAGGGACAGGGGUGGGGAGAUGGCGAGGAGGCUGCAUCGGGAGCGGACGGAACGGAUGGAGUAUUUGGUGGGGAGGGUGCAGGAUCUGGAGGCGUUACCGGUAUGGGGGGAGGCGGAAACGGCAGAAUGGACAAGGACGUCCGAGGAACUCAAGCGGGCGGUCGAGGAGCGCGCGCGCCUACUCCGGAUCCGAGCCCACGUCCCCGAGAUCGCUUCCGAGGAACGACUGUCGCGGCCGGUCCACGCCAAGCUCGCGGCGCGGAACUCGGACUCCAAGAUCACAGCACUGCGCUUGGGUAACGGAGAGCUAACGCAUGACAUUGAUGUCGCUCUUGACCACACGCAGGCGCAUUUCCAGCGCCUCUACCACAUCGAGCCUCGUGAUCCGGAACGCGUCGACCGACUUCGGGACGAACUCCUCGUGCCGAUCAGGGCGGCACGGACUUGCGACGACCCGCGCUCAGAUCCGCUCUUUCUGCGCCGACUCUCGGAAGCGCAGAUUGAUCUCCUCCAGCAACCCAUCACCGAGGACGAGGUCGUGGCCGCGAUCGGGACGACGCACCCGGGGCGAUCGCCGGGCCCGUCGGGCGUGCCUUACGAACUCUAUCAGACCGCACCGGAGGCGUGGUCCAAGGUGCUGACCAAGGCCUACAACGCGAUGAUCGAGCGCGGUUCACUCUCUCCCAAGCAGGGCCAGGGACUCGUGCGCCUCAUCUUCAAGCGCCACAAGAAGAAUGCCGAUCGCGCCGAACUCUCGUCGUAUCGCCCCAUCACCCUGCGCGAGUGCGAUUACAAGAUUUUUACCAAGGUCUACGUCGCCCGAUUGAACCAAAUUCUGCCCGAUCUCCUCCCGCCGCAGCAGCACGGCUUCGUCAAGGACCGCCGAUCGGCCGACGCUGCACUACACCUUUGUCUCCUGAUCGAGGAACUUGGCGCGCGCAGGACCGAGUUCCCCGCGGCCGCGCUCUUUGUUGAAUUUCAUUCUACUACAAGCGUUCGAACACUUCAACCUUGGGCCGCCGUUGUCAGGUCCGCCCAUUUUCGCCUCGGCGCCUUUGCCUUCGCAGCCAAGCCGCCGCCCCAUUUUCACCUCGGCGCCUUCGCCUUCGCAGCCAAGCCGUCGCCCUCCUGCCUCGCGCCGGCCUGCUCAACUCACGCCCGCGCGCCGCCGCCUCCACGCCGGGACUCUGGCCGUCUGCCCUCCAGUCUUGCUGAGCCAAUGCCUCCACUUAGUCACCAGCAGCUUGCCGCCGCCGUCCUCAUGUUCCAUCGGCCAUCAAGAGUAUCGCCCAUGCAUGACGCCCGCCGUUCGCAACCUGAGUCUCGUCGCUAUGGACUCCCUCGCUCACCAACACUCGACAUCGUAGAUAGGUUUCCCCUCGUGGCCGUUGUCCAACACGACCCCUCUCAGCACCCGAAUGACCCACUUGGAGUUUGCCCUUGAUGCUUAGCAGCGCAUCCGCCCGAUUUGCAGUAGAUCCUUUGCGCGCCCGCUUGCUAGAACCUUGUCAGACUCGCGCUCCUUGUGCUUCCCUUCCUCUUCUCUACCGCUUCCCGACAUUAGCCAGACUGCUAAUCUUCGGUAGAGAACAGGUUAGUUGAAAUCAUAUCUACCGCUUCCCGACAUUAGCCAGACUGCUAAUCUUCGGUAGAGAACAGAUCGUCCAGCCGCACCGCCGUCUCGUCAGACCGCGUCUGUGCCGCCUUGCGACUUCUCCCAAUCGGACCGUCCGUCGCAACCGUAGCCACGUCGACGCGCCCAACAGUAGCCCCAGCGGUCGCUACACCCAGUUCCGAAAAGUUCCACGACCUACACUCUAUACUCUUGUCUCUUGACCAAUCAUCCGCCUACGACCUCGUCGAGCAUGACUGGAUCUUUGCCAUCUUCGACGCUCUGGGCGCUCCUACCACCUUUCUUCGCGUGCUGAGGAUGCUCUACUCGGGUGACUCGACCUCGGCGCGCUACAUCAUCAAUGGGUUCCUGACGGCGCCGGUGCGACUGACGUGUGGGCUCGGCCAAGGGGACCCGGCGUCAUCGUCGGUCUGGGACAUCGUGUUUCAGCCGUUCCUGGAUGCUCUACACCGUCGAAACAUCGCGCUGAAUCUCUCCAUACCUGCACUUCAUCCGUACCCACAGAGCCGCGCCAUUACAUCACUUGCAUUUGCCGAUGACGUUGUCGUCGCCGUCGCGGGCUUGGAGUCACUCAACUUGCUCGAUGACCUGGCGCUCGACUGGAGGCAUGCAACGAAUGGCCGGCUCAACACGGACAAGACGGUCGUCCUACCGAUUGGACGUCGCUGGGACCCUGGCGAAUGGCCAAUCGUCGUCAAGGCCGCAGGCGAGUCGCUCGAGUGGAUCGGCCUCCCCUUCGACCCCAGCGGCGACACCGAACUCGCCUACGCGAAUCUCAUCGAACGGCUCGAGGCGACGCUGGAAGCGGUUCAGCAUCGCUGGCUCACGCACCACACCCGUGCCUUUUACGUCAAUCGGUACGCCAUUCCCAAGAUCCUGCAUUUCCUUGCAGCCGACAUCCCGCCGCCCGAAGUCGUCAAGAAGCUCGAUGACAUGCUCGUCGAUUUCGUCCGUGGGGGCAAGGGCAGGACCAGCUACGGCAGAGACAUUGUGUUCACCGCCAAGAACAAGGGGGGACUCGGGGUGAUAAGGAUGCGGGACGUUGUGGACGCGGUUGCGGCACGGCUCUGGGACGUUCUUCUCGGCGGUUCCGGCGCGAUUUGGCAAGGACUUGCGCGCGCAUCACUCCAGCGAGCUCAGCCCGACCUCGACCUGGCCACCGAUCUCUGGCCACAUCCAUCCACUCCCAUCCCCAACGACCUUCAUCCCCGAUGGCACGCCGCACUGGGCGUUCCGAAACUUCACGACGCGCAGGUCAACCCGAGGGCCUUGACCACCGCGAACUUGCUCGCGCUGCCCACCCUGCUCGGCAGCCUCCACACCCCCAUCAGAGGGAGACAGACCAUCGACGCGGUUCAUGUACCUGACUACCUUCGUCUCCAGGGCUACCCGAAGGUGGCGGAUCUCUAUCGACGCGAGUUGUAUGCGGGUGGGGGGUUUCACCUCUGGACGCCGCCGGCGGAUGUGCUCGGCGACAACAGCGAGUACAAUCGACGCGGGCUCCCGCAGCGACUGGCAAUCGCGGCCUGGUACCGGUUCACUGUCGAUCGACACAAGAACACCCCCUUGGCGGCGGCGGGACGACUCAACGUGCCUCCCCGGAUCGGCACCAGCGCACCACUCGAGGCGAUCAUCCCCAAGCCCGUGGCCCGCUUCGCAAUGGAGCAGCGCCUUCCGGACCCGGUGCUUCCACAACAGGCGAGCCAGUAUACGCUGCUGAACAUGGCUCGCCCCUACACAGUCCGUCGCAUCCGCCGGGUCCUGAACGCGAAGGCAUUUACCAACAUGCUCGGGCUCAAGGGACCACCGCAGCCGGACGACCUCAGGAGCUUCUGGAAGGCAGUCAACUCGAAGGCACUGACGGCGAGGGAGAGGGAAGUUUGGUUCAAGCUGAUCCUCCGCUUCACCCCGACGCGCAAACUCCAGCACGAGCAAAAGCACGACACUUCUCCCGCGUGCCUCGUGUGCGAAGCGCCGGUGGACGACACCGAUCACUACUUCUUCGGCUGCGUCGACUCGCGGAACAUCUGGACCGCGGCAAGGGGCGUGCUCUGCGACGCGCUCGGAUGCGACACGAUCGAGGACGCCGAGUACACGACACUACAACGACUCUUUGGCCUCCCCAAGCUCAAGGCCAAGCUCAGCGAACAGGAAGGCGCAGGCAGGACGAUCGAGAUCUUCACGGGGAUGGUCUUGGAGAUGAUCAGCAGUGGGAGAUGGAGGAUGCAGAAGCACGGGACGAGGAUGGAAAGCCUGGAGCGGAGGAGGGUGGUACUGGAGGAGAGGAUGAAGUUGAGGGCGGGGGGAGCAAGGGGCGGGCGAGGGCAGUAG
This is a messenger RNA of Microbotryum saponariae, 10498 nucleotides long. The record is from the annotation of a GenBank genome assembly. Lineage: Eukaryota; Fungi; Basidiomycota; Microbotryomycetes; Microbotryales; Microbotryaceae.